Messenger RNA from Triticum aestivum (bread wheat), 1144 nucleotides. RefSeq names its product E3 ubiquitin-protein ligase SINA-like 5. Gene Ontology annotation, molecular function: zinc ion binding. The transcript has 2 exons. NCBI's taxonomy places the organism in Eukaryota, Viridiplantae, Streptophyta, Magnoliopsida, Poales, Poaceae. The coding region runs from base 418 to 1143 and encodes 241 amino acids. The record is from RefSeq and is a predicted model, not a curated record.
AACUUGGAGCUUGGGACGUCACGUUGAACUGGAGCAGUAAAGAACACCGAUGUAGCCAGAGGGCAUAGCAGUAGCAGCUCAGUCCUACUCUCUCAAAGCAAAGGCGCAAUCCCCAUCUUCUCCCAGUCCCAGGCGCCCUCCAUAGCCAUAGGUAGCUUCUUCGGCACAGGGAACGCCGGAAUCUGGUCCUAUGGCGGAGCAGGGGAAGAAGUCGGGGGAGCAGGACAAGAAGAGGCCGCGGCUCUCCGAGAAGGCCGAGGGCAACGGCGCCAAGAAGUCCAGCGCCGUGGCGGUGACCACCGUGUCACCGGCGGAGCUCGCGGCCCCGAGGAGGGCGGCGCUGUCCUCGCCCAGCCCCGUUGCAAAGGCGAAGCCGGUCACCACGGGGGGGGGGGGCUGACCAGUCCUCUCGCCGUCAUGCCACCGGCGCUGCCGGUUUCGAGUCCGGUGGCCACGAAGACGCGGACGCUGGCCGAGCUCAAUCCCGUUCCCAUCACGAAGUCAGCCGCCACGGUGGCGGUGACCAGUCCAGUGGCCGCUACGCCACCGGCGCCCAGUUCAGAGGCAACGAGGGUGCUCGCGGCACAGAGUCCAGUGGCCACGAAGACGCCGACACCCAGUCCAGUGGCCACUGCGAAGACGGUUGCCGUGGUGAAGCGGGAUGAAGAAGGCGCGGAACACGACGGUGGGGCAAUGGUGGCGGAGGAGGAGCCUGCCAACUUGGACUUGCCGAAGAAAUUGUUUCACUGCGCCGCAUGUCGUGCCCCCCUCAAGCCACCAGUGUUCAAGUGCGAGAGGGAGCAUUUCGUGUGCUGCGACUGCGGUGGCGACGACGACCACGAUGACGGCGACGGCGGAGCGACCAAGCACUGCGGUCCAUGCGGGCAUGACGUCUCCUACACCCACUCCGGCUUCAUGGACGGCGUGGUCGGCGCCUACAAGGUGCCGUGCCCGUACAAGAAGCACGGCUGCGCGAGCUCCAUCGUGUACCACGCGGCGGCGGACCACAAGUCCAAGUGCGCGCACGCGCCCUGCUAUUGCUUCGAGUGCGUGCCCCCGUUCGAGGGCUCGCCGGCGGACCUCCUGCGCCACCUCACGGCAACGUCCGGGAAACACUCCUGGCUCGAGGACAAGAUCAAAUAGA